This is a messenger RNA of Anopheles coustani, 1461 nucleotides long. RefSeq names its product caspase-like. The transcript is spliced from 3 exons. Lineage: Eukaryota; Metazoa; Arthropoda; Insecta; Diptera; Culicidae. Bases 116 to 1000 code for a protein of 294 amino acids. Gene Ontology annotation, molecular function: cysteine-type endopeptidase activity. The record is from RefSeq and is a predicted model, not a curated record. Gene Ontology annotation, biological process: proteolysis.
CGGGUUUUUCCGAGACAUUUGAUAUUGGUUAAACUAAACAAGUAUUGCAACAAGUAACUAGUGUGUUGUUUGAUCCAUUAGACGAGUUGAAGUGCUUCAAAUUUUCUCAUCAUUUAUGCAAAACGCAAAAGCAGCAUUACUGAAAAUGUUUGGCCGAAAGAAAGACACCACUGAUACGAGGCAGAUGCCUCGUAGCUUGGCUGGACCGGGCACGUCGCGGACAAAUGGAACAACCAACGAGCCAGCGUACGUCAUCGAACGGUAUGCCGCGUACUAUCCCAUGAAUCACAAGCGCCGCGGGAUGGCGUUAAUAUUUUCGCACAACAAGUACAAUGUACCUAAUGUUACACUGCCAUCGCGAGAAGGAAGCGAUGUUGACUGCAAACGACUGAAGGAUACGUUAACAUCGUUCGGAUUCGACGUAAAAAUCUAUCAGGAUUUCAAACUAGAAGAGAUUAAAAACGUCAUUGACAGCGUUGCCGCCAUGGAUCACAAGGACAGCGACUGUUUUCUGGUAGCGGUGCUAACCCAUGGAGAAGAAGGGGACUACGUUUAUGCACACGAUUGUGCCUACCAGCUGUCGUCUAUCUGGACCCACUUCACUGCCAAGAAUUGUCCGUCGCUGGCGGGACGUCCGAAAAUAUUCCUCAUUCAGGCGUGUCGUGGAAACCAGCUCGACAGUGGGGUGAAGGUGCAGAAGGACGGUGUCGCUCGGUACAGCAUUCCGACGCACGCCGAUUUCCUUUUCGCUUACGCGACAAUCCCCGGCUUCAUGGCUUUCCGGAACACCUCCGAGGGCUCGUGGUUCAUCAACGAGCUGUGCAAGGAAAUGAAUGAGAACGGAAACAAAUACGAUUUCCUCACGCUGCUUACGUUCGUCACCCAGAGGGUGGCCUACGAUCACGAAUCGAUGUCCAACCUUCCGGAGCACAACAUGCGCAAACAGACACCCUGUGUCGUUUCGAUGCUGACCCGGUUGCUGUUGUUCAAUGAGGUGUGAUACCACAAAACAAACAACAACAAAUGGACUACACUCGCCACUUUCUAUCGAGUCGCAUUUAGUCGUACCAAUUUUGCCCAAGGCAUUAUACAUUUUUUUUAAAAUACUACCUCAUUUACGAGCAAAUUGGGCAACUUUAUUUAAUAAUUUUAUUUUACUUUGUAUCACAAAACUGUAUUGCAGUCGAAUAAGGUUCAGUGAGAGUAGGUGUAACAAUUGAACAGACAUUUUUAUAAGAAAAUUUGCCCUGAAGAUAUGGACACCUCCGUAAAACUCCAGUUAAGGCAAUUAUUGCACGGAAAUUUUAGAAAAACAUUUUAUCUGGUUUUAUUCUCCCAAGUAAUCUCAACUGUAUUAAUUGGCAAACGCGAAAACGAAUGCUUGUAUUCCAAAUGUUUUAUUUAUCGUAGUACGUUUACCACCGUAACGUGUUGUAACAAAAUAAUAAAAUUGGCAUGUGG